Messenger RNA from Passer montanus (Eurasian tree sparrow), 848 nucleotides. It is a transcript of the gene PMFBP1, whose product is annotated as polyamine modulated factor 1 binding protein 1. Lineage: Eukaryota; Metazoa; Chordata; Aves; Passeriformes; Passeridae. The coding region runs from base 146 to 598 and encodes 150 amino acids. The record is from RefSeq and is a predicted model, not a curated record. The transcript has 2 exons. Gene Ontology annotation, biological process: spermatogenesis.
GUACAGCCCAGCCCAGCUGCAGGAGCAGCUGGCAGCCACCUGGGCCCAGGAGCAACAGGGUCUGCAGCAGCUCAGCAGAACCAACGAGGCCAUCCAAGGCUUACAGAGAAAAGUGGCAGAGUUGCAGCAACAGGUGAGGGCAGGGAUGCAGCCUCAGUCCCAGACCCCUCUCCUGCCUCCAGGAGAGGCUCAGCCAUGGCCAACCACCCUACCUGCCCCACAGCUUUGCUGGCAGGUGCAGGACAUGGAGAAACUCCAGGCAGAGCUGGCCCAAGCUCGGCAAGAGAGCACCAAACAGGCAGAAAAGAUUGCAGCCUACAAGACACAGAGGCACCAGCUUCAUCAGGAGCUGAGGAGGAUGCAGACCUUCAAGGAGCAGAGCAAACAGGAGACCUACUCCCUCCAGGAGAGGCUGCAGGAGCUGAGCAGCCUAGUCCAACACUGGCAGCAGCUACACCUGGACAGUGAGCAAACUCUGGCUCUGAGAGAAGAGGAGCUGGUUGUCUGCAAGGUGGAACUGGCUUUCCUUAGGGAAGAGCUCAGCAAGGUGACAGAGCGGGAGCAGGAUACAAAGAGGCAUUCAAGACACACUAGGUAGGAUGCAGGAGGAGAACCCAUACCUAAUGUUCAGAACACCUGAGCAGCCCAAGUGUGAGCAGCUGAAAAAGUGAGCAGAAUUCCUGGCACAGCCUGGCCUGAAACAGGGCUGGGCCAAUGGUCCCAGCUGUGCAGGGACAGCUGGGCACCAGCUGCCUGUCCAGGGCAUGGGCUGUGGGAGAACUGCCUUUGCAGGGGUAAGGGCCAGGCUCCAAACAGGGACAGGCUGUAUUUGUCCUCCAAGUCACUUG